CAAACAGAAAGUGCUACGUGUAGACUUUUUUCCCCUUUUAACGUGAAAGCUUCAGCUGUACUUGCAACGCUUUCCUUUUGUUUAUACUGCAAAGUGCUGCUUCCUUAAUGCUUUACCCCGCGUAUUUCCUCACCAGGACUGUGGGAGCACACGCGCGAUCUGCACCGAUCGCAGCCUCUGCAUUCUGAAACCACAUCUAUUUUAGGGCUGCCAGGGGUAACUUACCGGGAUUCUGUUUUUAUUGCGUUUUAAACGCUUUGAAGAUGCACUCUCUGAAGAUGCGAUCUCUCCAGGACGUAGUUUUUGGGUGAAACUUGGACCGAAUUAUUCCCGGUUUACUAGUCGAAGAAUCAACCUGUUACAUCUUUUAAGUCUUAGGGUUUAUUUUCUGCAGGUCGAGGCACGCAGAUCGCUUCCUGCCGCUGCAUUAAUGAUGCAGCAAGACUGUUAAAAAGAGGCACAUCAAACUUUCGAUAACGUUUUGAAGAUUUGAAGGACAUCGUCGCCUAAGUGGAUUUUAUUACUAAUUAAGCCGUGGAGCCUAGGAAUAUAAAUCCCAAUGUUAUUGCUAUUCACAUUGGCUGUAGUAUUUGGUGACUUUCGCCUUCAUGGCACCAAAGCUCAAGGUGGUUCUAUUAAGGCUUUGCGCUCCUCUACUAUCCAGAGAGAUGAGAGCAAUCACCUCACAGCAAUUUAUCGGAAAGAGGAUACAAUCAAUGUCGUGAAUAAUGGAUAUGUACAGAGCCCUCGAUUUCCUCUCAACUAUCCAAGGAGCAUUCUAUUAACAUGGAGGUUGCUGUCUCCCGAAAACACAAAGAUACAGUUGGUGUUCGAUACUCGCUUUGGAUUGGAGGAACCAGAAAAUGAUAUUUGCAGGUAUGACUUUGUAGAGGUGGAAGAUAUAUCCGACACAAACCGAGUUAUCCGCGGAAGAUGGUGUGGAAAUACGGAAGUUCCUCCAAGAUUAACAUCAAAAAGCAACAAACUAAGGAUAACCUUUAAGUCAGAUGAAUAUUUUGUGGCCAAACCUGGAUUUCGCAUUUAUUACUCACCAGUAGAAGUGGAAGAUUUGCAGCCGCAACCCUCAAAAUCAAACUGGGAGGCAGUCACAAGUUCUGUUCCGGGAUCGUCAUUACAUCAAUCAGCUGCUACAGCUUCACCACUGACUGCAGAGUCUUUGGAUGAGGUGAUUGCUGGAUUUGAUACAAUAGAAGAGCUCCUGAAGCACUUAAAUCCAGACUUUUGGGAAGAGGACCUUAAUAAUAUUUUUCAAGAAACACGCCAGUUUCGAGGCAGAAUAUUCCACGAUGGAACAUCCCAUCGUCGCCGGAAGACCAAAGCUGACUUGAACAGAAUGAAUAAUGAUGUAAAACGCUACAGCUGCACCCCUCGAAACUACUCGGUUAACCUUCGAGAAGAGCUGAAGCAAACAAAUGCCGUGUUCUUCCCUCGUUGCCUUCUUGUUCAACGUUGUGGUGGGAACUGUGGCUGUGGUACCGAACACUGGGGAUUCUGCAACUGCAUGCAAGCCAAAACUGUUAAAAGAUAUCAUGAGGUGUGGAGAUUUAUUCCCGAACCUGGUCAAACACGCAGGCGAAGCAGAAGUAAGAACAUGGCCCUUGUUGAUAUCCAGUUGGAUCAUCAUGAGCGAUGUGUCUGCAACUGUAGUUCCAGACCACCCCGAUAAAAGAAAAAAUGAGAGAAGCUUUCAAGGACCUUAUACUUAACAGGAUUGCAUUUGUGUAUAGAUGAUUGCUGGCAUCAGAGUUAAUAUUUUCCAAGAUUACAGAAAGUAAUAAUUGCAGUGCUUGAAUAUAUUCUUUAACUAGCAUUGUGGCAGCAAAACUUUCAUAAUAAUGCCUUGCUUCUUGCAGUCAGUACAUUAUGAGACUGAGUUUUAUUAAUGCAUCCAGAUUAAAUGCAAGACAAUCCAGAUUUUUUCCCUAAUGUUUGGAAUAUCAUUUAAAUCAUUUACUUGGUUUAAAUCUGAGACUUUGUUCAUUUUAAGGCAGUGUUUGAGGAGAAAUUAGUUGUUAAAUGUCAAAAAAUGCUAGAAAUAGUCAGGAAGUCAGAUAAUUUUUGACAGUAUUGAAACAGAGUUUAUAGUCAAUGGCCUUUCAUAAAAGAUUUAUAAUAAAAUAACAUCCAGCCGGAUUGUUAGUUCUGUUUCUUAUUCCACAGAGUUUACUGAUCUGUCGAGUAUUCCUAGCACUUUCUGGUUUUAUUUCAGAUAUCCAGCUUCUGCAGUAUUUUACAUUUGUUACAAUUUAUUCACAGGUAUGGCUUUCCCAUUUUCAAAAGCACCUUGGAAGUUUCACAUUGCAAUAAUGUUUAAGUCAUAUAACAUGUUAUACUGCUUAUUGGAAACUGCUUUUGUGAAAUUAUUUAAGGUUAAAAUGUUCUCAGGCACUUUGUUUUAUUAUGGCUUGGAUUUCUUUCAACUGCUUUUAAUCACUGAACAUGUAAAAGAUAUUUAAAGGUCUUUUUUCUUCCAGUCCAUUGUAAGUCUGCUGAAGUAUAAUGUAAGUUUUUAAAUAUUGUUGGCCAAGGAAAUUGUCUUUAUUUCUAUUUUUUGGGGUUUGUGUUAUAUUAUCUGAUACAACAGAUGAUAAUCAACCUCCACAAUUCCCCUUUUAGAGAACAGAACUUCUUUUUUAAAUUAAGUAAAAGGAUUGACAGUGUCUCUUGGUGUGAUCAAACCUCAAUGUAAAACUUGCGUUGGGUUCAUUCUCCAUGUGUUUUAAACAUGAAAACUAUCCUUUGGUGGAAAAUGUAAGGUCAUCUAAUGUCAAUAAAACAGACUCAGAUUUGGCAUGAGAUAAUAUUCGAGAUAUGGCAUUUUAAAUUGAUAUCAUUUUGUUUUGUUCCUAAAUAGACAAAUAAUUGGACUAGUAUUUUCUAAUCGCAUUUAUAAUUACACCAAAUCUUCAAGUAUUACAUGCACAAAUCAAUAUGAACAUCUAUCAGUGGUACCAGGCUUUUCACAUCUUCACAUCUGUUCAAUUCAAAUCUUUAUCAGACCAGAGGAACAAUUAUUUCAGCCAAUUUCUAAAUGUUUGAUCACUACUUCCAUCAUUUUAAUGGAUACAGUGCACAACAAAGAGCAUAAACAAAUGUCAUAUGCCUUUGUCAAUACCAAUUUACUUACUGACGACAUUAAGGAAAAAUGAAAAGGGUAAUGUAUUUUAGUUUAAGUCUUUAGUGGGUUAUCAUGUUUGAAAAUGUUAGAGUUUUUUCUCUAAUAACUCCAAAAUGACAGAUUAUAAAACAUACUGAAUUUUUACUGACAUUUUUCCAUAAUCCUUUAGAAUCAAAUAAGUAUGGUGAGUUGAAUUUUGAAUGAUACAUAUAUACAAAUGAUUUGAUUAAUGGAAUAGGUUUACUUGAGCAGUUCACUUGCACAUUAUUAUAGUGCUGCCAAAGUAGGAUCAUGAAUAUAUAAGGCUUUCUAUACUUUAUAAAGUAAUGCAAUAUUAUUUUGAAUUCAUAUCCAAAAGCAUCUUUCUUAAUUUCUUUAUCUCAUCCAUCAAAUUACAUAUUACAAAAUAAUCAACAUCCAUAAAAAGUAAUCUACUAAGAAAAAAAUUGUUUCAUCAUAAGAAUAUACAAUUUUUAGUUUCCUCUAUGUUGUAUAGUAAUAUGCUCUACUAUAAUGUUCCUACACAAGGGCUGAGAGCCUUUAGAACAAUUCUGCAGGGUCCUGGGAUGCCGUUUUUGUUCUUGCAAUAAAAACAAUUUCCUGAAGUGCAAUUCUUGUAUGUUAACACAACUUAUUUUUAAUUAUUAUAUAGAGCAUUUCAAAUAGCUUCUUUUGAUUUUUGUAUGUAUUAUUGUUAUUGAUUAGAAUUAUCUUGUGCUCUUGUUUUGAUGGAAUGUAAAGACUGCUUGAGAAAGGGAAUUGUAGAGGAUUAUUUUUUGUUAUAAAAU
Molecule: messenger RNA, 3927 nt
Organism: Mobula hypostoma (lesser devil ray)
Lineage: Eukaryota; Metazoa; Chordata; Chondrichthyes; Myliobatiformes; Myliobatidae
Gene: pdgfd
Product: platelet derived growth factor d
Exons: 7
Coding region: 560-1687 (375 amino acids)
Biological process (GO): platelet-derived growth factor receptor signaling pathway; positive regulation of MAP kinase activity; positive regulation of cell population proliferation
Cellular component (GO): membrane
Molecular function (GO): growth factor activity; platelet-derived growth factor receptor binding
Source: RefSeq, a predicted model, not a curated record